AUGACAUUGGGCAGGAAUUUAAAACUUCUUCUUUGGAAGAAUUUCAUCUUGAAGAAGCGGAAGCCGCUGGUGACGAUGCUGGAGGUCCUGGCCCCGCUGCUCUUCUCCGUGAUCAUCAUGUACCUUCGCCUCAACAGCGUGCCCAGGGAAAGGCCUCCCAUGAGCUACCUCGCCCUCAACGUCAGCCUCUUGCCCGACUUCCUCCGCCUUGCGGCGCAGAGCACAUACCAGCUGGUCUACGUCCCUUCUCAGAGUGACACGCUGAAGGCUGUCACGGAAGCGGUGGCCAAGGCCUUUGAGGUCGAGUUUGAAGUUCUAGGCUACCCUUCAGUGCCUUUAUUUGAAAAUUACAUAAUCCAGGAUCCCAGGGCCUUCUACGUGUUGGCUGGAAUCGUGCUGGAUCACAGCUUCAACGACAGGCAGCAGCCCCUGCCGCUGGAGAUCAAGUACCGCCUGCGCUUCAGCUGCAUUCAGAGGAACUCCUUAACCUCGAAGCUGACGUCCUAUUACGAUACCCUGGAAGGCUGGGGCACGUCCCUCCUCUACCCUCGUAACCCCAGUCAAGCGCCGCGGGCCUUUGGACAGAUCGACGGGGGACUCCCUGGAUACAACCAGGAAGGCUUCCUGGCCAUACAGCAUGCCCUGGACAAGGCCAUCAUGCAGCACCAUGCCCACAAUGCGACCACCCGGAUGUUUGAGGACCUCACAGUGCUUGUGAAGAGAUUCCCCCAUGGAGCCCACAUCCAAGACAAGUUCUUGUUGAUCCUUCAGAAUGAGUUCCCUCUUUUGCUCAUGCUCAGCUUCAUCUGCAUCGAGCUCAUCAUCAUCAAUUCUAUUGCCCUGGAGAAAGAAAGAAAGAUGAAGGAGUACAUGUGCAUGAUGGGAGUGAACAACUGGCAACACUGGGCUGCCUGGUUCAUCAUGUUCUUCAUCUCGACCCUCGUUGUCAUCUCUUUCAUGACCAUCCUCUUCUGCAUAGAGGUGCAUGGUGUGGUGGUGUUCAGAAACAGUGACCCUAGCUUGAUAUUCGUUUUUCUACUGUGUUUUGCCACUGCCACGAUUUUAUUUGCAUUCAUGAUCAGCACAUUCUUCCAAAAAGCUCAUGUAGCAACCGCCGCCGGAGGCAUCAUCUUCUUCUUCACUUACCUUCCGUACCUGUACCUGACUUUCAGCUACCCCCAGAGGACCUACUUCCAAAAAGUGGCCUUUUGUCUCCUCUCCAACAUCGCCAUGGCGCUAGGAGUCCGGCUAAUCUCCUCCUUCGAGAUCAGAGGCACCGGCAUGCGGUGGAAGCACGUGGGCGGCCUGAGUGGGGAGUUUAACUUCUCCCACGUGCUGGUGAUGCUGGUCCUGGACUCCGUCCUGUACGGCCUGGUGGCCUGGUACGUGGAGGCCGUCCUCCCAGGGGAGUACGGCAUCCCCAAACCCUGGUACUUCUUUGUCAUGCCAUCCCACUGGCAGGGACGGUCUUCAUCCCUCACACGGUCAGUGCUGGACGUGGGGGACCCAGACAAAGCUUCGGAAAGCAAGUUCAUUCAGGAAGAGCCUACAGAUUUGGUGAAAGGGAUUGAAAUCCGACAGCUCUACAAGGUGUAUCAGAUGGGAAAGAGUAAGCACGUGGCAGUCAAAGGUCUGACCAUGAACCUGUACCAGGGGCAGAUCACCGUUCUGCUGGGACACAACGGGGCCGGCAAGACCACCACGUGCUGCAUGCUCACAGGUGUCCUUGCUCCUUCCAGCGGAUGGGUAUAUGUCAAUGGGUAUGAUAUUUCCUGCGAUGUGGCUCAGAUCCGGAAGAGCAUGGGCUGGUGCCCCCAGCACGAUAUCUUGUUCGAUAACUUCACAGUAGCAGAGCAUCUUUACUUCUAUGCUCGGCUGAAGGGCUUGUCCCACCACAAGUGCCCUGAAGAAGUCCAGCGGAUGCUGCACGUCCUCGGGCUGGAGGACAAGCGGGACACCCUGAGCAAGUUCCUGAGCGGGGGCACAAAGCGCAAGCUCUCCAUCGGCAUCGCCCUCAUAGCGGGCUCCAAGGUGCUGAUGCUGGACGAGCCCACCUCAGGCAUGGACGCCAUCUCCAGGAGGGCCAUCUGGGACCUCCUGCAGCAGCACAAGAGCGACCGCACCGUGCUGCUGACCACGCACUUCAUGGACGAGGCCGACCUGCUGGGGGACCGCGUGGCCAUCAUGGCCAAGGGGGAGGUGCAAUGCUGCGGGUCCUCGCUGUUCCUCAAGCAGAAGUAUGGUGCUGGAUAUUAUAUGACUUUGGUGAAGAAACCUCAUUGUAGCACAGAAAAGAUUUCUCAUCUGAUUUAUCAGCACAUACCAAAUGCAGUUUUGCAGUCCAGCACUGGAGAAGAAUUAACAUUUAUUCUUCCUAAAAAGAACAUCCACAGGUUCGCAUGUCUCUUCACGGAGCUGGAGCGGCGGCAGGUGGAGCUGGGGGUUGCCAGCUUUGGGGCGGCAGUCACCACCAUGGAGGAGGUGUUCGUCCGGGUGAACAAGUUGUCAGACACCAGCACAGAUAUCCAAGCCCUCAAGACCUCCUUGAUGCAGUCCCAACUGAGAAUCCCUAUCAGCAGGAUUAAACGCAUUCACUCCAGGAUCUUCUCAUUACGGUCUGGCCUGCCAAUCCAUAUGAACACGGGGCUCAGCCUCAUCUGCCAACAGUUCUAUGCCAUGCUUCUGAAAAAGAUCACGUACUCUUGGCGCAACUGGAUGAUGAUGCUAACGGUGCAGGUCCUGGUGCCUCUGGCGAUCACCGUCUUCAGCCUUGCCUUCCUCAACUUGGAAACGCGUCUGGAUGAUGUCCCACUGGAAUUGACCCUAAAAACAUACGGUCAAACCAUCGUCCCAUUCUAUAUCUCCCCCAAUUCCAGGCUGAAUCCUCAGCUUUCGGAAUAUUUUACAGACAUGCUCGUGGCGGAGGAGCAGAUCCCUCUGGAGACUCCAACCUUGGUGGAGGACCUCCUCCUGAAAAGGGCAGAGGAGGAGCCCGAGAGCUUCAAUAACAGAUACAUCGUGGCCGCUUCCUUUGAGGACUCGGGGAACCGCACGACGGUGACGGCGUUGUUCAACAACCAGGCCUACCACUCCCCUGCCGUGGCGCUGGCGCUGGUGGACAACGUCCUCUUCAAGCUGCUCUCAGGAGCCCGGGCUUCAAUCACUGCCGUCAACCACCCUCAACCUCAGUCGGCCGUGGAGGCCCUGGAGGAUAUCUUGUACCAGGGCCCCAAAGGACACUAUCUUGUCAUCCACUUGCUUUUUGGAAUAGCUUUCCUGUCCAGCUCCUUUUCCAUCCUGACAGUCAAAGAGAGAGCCACGAGGGCCAAGCACAUCCAGCUCACCAGCGGUGUCUAUGUGGCCACGUUCUGGCUCUCCGCUCUGCUGUGGGACCUCAUCACCUCCCUCGUCCCCAGUCUGCUGCUGCUGGUGGUGUUUCUGCACUACAAGGAAGAGGCCUUUACACACAAGGACAAUAUCCCGGCCGUUAUCUUGGUGCUAAUGCUCUACAGCUGGGCCAGCAUCCCCUUCAUCUACCUGACCAGCUUCUGCUUUCAGUACGAAGGUAGUGCUUUCAUCAAGCUCAUCAUCAUACUCACCUUCUUGAGCAUUGGCCCCUUUAUUCUCGUCUCAGUCACAAGUGAAAAAGAGCUUGGCUACACAACAGUGUCAGACUCCCUGGACCAUACGUUCCUAUUGCUUCCUGGCCACUGCUUGGGAAUGGCUUUAUUCAACCUAUACUACAACCACGGAAUGCAGAAGUUAUGCAAAAUCAAGAACCUGAGCCAGUAUGAGUGUAAUGAAAUUUCAGAGGGAUUCACGGUCCAGGAGAGCAUCUAUGCCUGGGAGUCCCUUGGGAUGGGGAAGUACCUGACGGCCCUGGCCAUCCUGGGCUCCGUCUACCUCAUCCUCCUCUUCCUCAUUGAAACCAACAUCUUAUGGGAGCUGAAAGCCAGGUUUUCCACCUGCAACAAGAAGCGAGAACUGGUGAAGCAGGUAACGUCGCCCGAUGCACCUUCUGAGCCCCUAGAGCAGGACGUGGGACAGGAGGCAACAAUGGUGGCGACGUAUUUGAAAAAGUUGCGUCAGGAAAACCCACUGGUUCUUCACAAAGUGUCAAAGGUCUACGCCACCAAGGUGCCCCUGCUGGCCGUGAACAAGGUGUCCUUCACCGUGCAAGCAGGGGAGUGCUUUGGUCUUCUUGGCCUCAACGGAGCCGGGAAGACGUCCAUCUUCAAAAUGCUGACUGGGGACGAGCCCAUCACCUCUGGGGAUGCCUUUCUCCGAGGGCUCAGCAUCCGCUCUCACAUCAGGGAGGUGCGCCAGUCGGUGGGCUACUGCCCCCAGCUUGACACCCUGCUCAACUACAUGACCGGCCGGGAGACGCUGGUCAUGUUUGCCCGGAUCCGGGGCAUCCCCGAGCGCCACAUCAGCGCCUGCGUGGAACAGGUCCUCGAUGACUUACUCAUGUACACUUUCGCAAACACGCUGGUGAGGAAGUACAGUGGCGGCAACAAGCGGAAGCUGAGCACUGGCAUUGCCCUGCUUGGGGAGCCUUCGGUCAUCUUCCUGGACGAGCCAUCCACCGGCAUGGACCCCGUGGCCCGGCGCCUGCUCUGGGACACUGUGGCACGGGCCCGCGAGUCAGGCAAGGCCAUCGUCAUCACCUCCCACAGCAUGGAGGAAUGUGAGGCCUUGUGCACCCGGCUGGCCAUCAUGGUGGAGGGGCAGUUCAAGUGCCUGGGCAGCCCACAGCACCUCAAGAGCAAGUUUGGCAGCGGCUACUCGCUGCGGGCCAAGGUCCGGAGCGACGGGCAGCAGGAGGCGCUAGAGGAGUUCAAGGCGUUUGUGAACCUGACCUUCCCGGGCAGCGUCCUGGAAGAUGAGCACCAGGGGAUGGUCCAUUACCACCUGCCCGGGGCUGACCUCAGCUGGGCCAAGGUGUUUGGCAUUCUGGAGCAAGCCAAGACGAAGUUCAUGCUGGACGACUACUCUGUGAACCAAGUCUCCUUGGAGGACAUUUUCCUGAGCUUCACCGGCUCUAUGCCCCUCACCAAAGAAGAAAACAAGCACAAGCCAGCAGAGGAUUCCGCCGCGGCCUCCUCUGCCCGGCGUUUCCCCCGUGGGGUCGUGCCGGCCCGAGGGACGCCGUGCUCGGUGUGGCUGGCGGCAGCCGGGGGGCCGGCGGGCACGUCCUGCGGACGCACGGCGAGCCAGGUUCGCGUCCCUGAGGGUCCCGCGCCCCGGUCCACGGGCGGCUGCGCGCGCGGCCUCGGGGUGAGCGCCAGGCUCCGGGGCGCGCGGCAGAACCGCCCGGCCCACGCGCGCACACGCCCCCUCCGGCCCGGCCGCGCAAGCUCCCCGGGCGCCCCGCCCCAUUACCGCCCUGGCCGGGGAGGCGGGGCGGCCGCGCGGGCCCCACCAAUCAGCCGCCGGCGUUCGAAUUCGCGUCCCGGCGAGGCCAAUGGCGAGCGCCCGGAGCGGCGGGUGGGCGGGGCGGCGGCCGGGGCCGGGCGGCUCUGGGGCGCGCUCCCCCCGCGGCCGGCCAAUGGGAGGGCCCGGCGCAUUUGA
This is a messenger RNA of Nyctereutes procyonoides (raccoon dog), 5571 nucleotides long. RefSeq names its product ATP-binding cassette sub-family A member 17-like. Gene Ontology annotation, cellular component: intracellular membrane-bounded organelle; membrane. Gene Ontology annotation, biological process: lipid transport; transmembrane transport. Gene Ontology annotation, molecular function: ABC-type transporter activity; lipid carrier activity; ATP binding. The record is from RefSeq and is a predicted model, not a curated record. The transcript has 31 exons. The coding region runs from base 1 to 5571 and encodes 1856 amino acids. NCBI's taxonomy places the organism in Eukaryota, Metazoa, Chordata, Mammalia, Carnivora, Canidae.